Molecule: messenger RNA, 1759 nt
Organism: Polychytrium aggregatum
Lineage: Eukaryota; Fungi; Chytridiomycota; Chytridiomycetes; Polychytriales
Product: Metalloenzyme, LuxS/M16 peptidase-like protein
Exons: 4
Coding region: 111-1550 (479 amino acids)
Cellular component (GO): mitochondrion
Molecular function (GO): metal ion binding; metalloendopeptidase activity
Source: RefSeq, a predicted model, not a curated record
CGGCCCUCGCCGACGAAAAUUUUCGUUUUUUUCGUUCUCGUUUUUCUUGCUGUUGGAAGCGCAAGCGCCGUCGUCCCCUCCGUUCUCCCGACAUAUUCGCCUGCAGGAAAAUGUUCCUCCUCAAGUCUGCUAGAUUGGGCAUGGCCUCGAAGGCCCUGACCCGAUCCUUCUUGACCAACGUUGCCCCUCGUCCUGCGGCCAAUACCCUCGCCCACACCUACGCCAAAUCCCUCAACAACGUCCCCGAGACCAAGGUCACUCGCCUUCCCAACGGCUUCACCGUUGCGACCGAGAGCAACCCCAACUUCCAGACUGCCACCGUUGGUGUCUGGAUUGAUGCCGGCUCCCGCUUCGAGAACGAGAAGAACAACGGCACUGCUCACUUUUUGGAACACAUGGCCUUCAAGGGUACCAAGUCCCGCACCCAGCUCCAGCUGGAGACCCAGAUCGAGAACAUGGGCGGCCACCUGAAUGCCUACACCUCGCGCGAGCAGACCGUCUACUACGCCAAGUGUCUCUCCAGCGAUGUUGGCUCCUCGGUCGAGAUUCUCUCGGACAUUCUCCAGCGAUCCAACUACAGCGAGGACGCCAUCGAGCGCGAGCGCGACGUUAUUCUCCGCGAGUCUGACGAGGUCGAGAAGCAGAAGGAGGAGGUUGUCUUUGACCAUCUCCACGGCACUGCCUUCCAGGGCAACUCCCUCGGCUACACCAUUCUGGGAUCCCGCGAGAACAUCAAGAGCAUCACCCGUGCCGACCUCGUCGAGUACGUCGAGAAGAACUACACCCCCGACCGCAUGGUUCUUGUCGGUGCCGGCGGCGUCGACCACGAUGCCCUUGUCAAGCUGGCUGAGAGCCACUUUGGCGGCCUGAAGGCCAGCUCCACCGGCCGAUCGCAGAUCCUCAAGCCCCGCUUCGUCGGCUCGGAUGUCCGUGCCCGCUACGAUGACCACCCCUACGCCCACGUUGCCCUUGCCGUCGAGGGUGCUUCUUGGACCAGCUCGGACUACUGGGCCCUGCUUGUCGCUCAGGCCAUCGUUGGAUCCUGGGACCGCUCGCUCGGCGCCGCCGGCCACGUCUCCUCCAAGCUGGCCCAGAAGGUCCACGAGUUCAGCCUUGCCAACUCGUUCAUGUCCUUCAACACCUCUUACUCGGACACUGGUCUCUUUGGCAUCUACGCUGUUAGCGAGAACUUUUUGGCUCUGGACGACCUUGUUCACCACAUCCAGCAGGAAUGGCACCGCCUCGCCAUGAGUGUCUCUGAGGCCGAGGUCUUCCGCGCCAAGAACCAGCUCAAGACCUCGCUCCUCCUCUCUCUCGAUGGCACCACUGCCGUUGCUGAGGAGAUUGGCCGCCAGCUGCUCGUCUACGGCAGACGCCUCACCCCCUGGGAGGUCGAUGGCCUGAUCGAGAAGGUCACCGCCCAGGACGUCAUGAAGGUUGCCUCGGAGUACAUCUACGACAAGGAGGUUGCUGUCGUUGGCUACGGCCAGGUCGACGGUCUCCAGGACUACAACCGCCUCCGCGCUGCCAUGUCGCCGAUCUACUACUAGAUUCUCAUUUUGUGUUCACUUCCAUCAUUACUGUCCUCUCCCCUCUCGCUCUGUUCUUAUAUGCUCCACUGCCGGAGAUGCGGAAUACAAUAUUGUGAAUAUGCCCAACAUAGGCACAAUUUCCCCUCCUCCUCCUUCCCUUUUGCGAUUCUCGAGUUUCCGACACCCGAAGCGCCCUCACCCUAAUAUAGCUCAGUCAAUGCCGCUGA